ACCCCAGACAACACACACAAAGAGGAAUGUUUCUCCCCCCGAACCUACCAGCAUGGACUCUUUGGUACUUUAGGAAAUCAUAUACCCAUUUUUGCUUUUACUCAAAGAUUUUGUUUUUCAACCGUUCUACAAAAGAAUGUACCUCAAAUAACAUAUCUCCCGGCUAUAGAAUCGUGACUCCCCAGUGUGCAAGCUCCAAAAUAGGAAAACCCUCCAUUGCUCUCCAGUGUCAGACAACACACCAAACAUUUCAAAAUGGCUGCUCUCAUCACAGAGAACUUCAAGUUUGUCUCGCUCUUCUUCAAGAGCAAGGACGUAAUGAUCUUCAAUGGCUUGAUAGCCCUGGGCACGGUGGCCAGUCAGACCAUGUACAACAUAUUUGCCUUCGACUGCCCGUGCUCCUCCGGGCGGAACUAUCUCUAUGGCCUGGCAGCCAUCGGGGUGCCCGCCCUGGCAUUCUACCUCGUUGGCAUCAUGCUGAAUAAGAGUACCUGGGAUCUGGUGUCUGAGUGCCGCCUCAGGAGGUGCCGGAAACUAUCGGGGGCGGCUGCCUUCGCCGUCCUGGGCACUAUCAUUGGCAGAGCGGCCGUGGCUCCGGUGACGUGGGCUGUCAUCUCACUGUUACGUGGGGAGGCCUAUGUCUGUGCCCUCAGUGAGUUUGUGGACCCUUCAACCUUGGAAGGUUUUCCCUCUGGACAGGGGUUAGAGGUCAUGGCCAGGUUUCCCUGUAAGUCCACGGUCCCACAGGAGAUGCAGGGUUUUUGGGCGGAGAUUGAACGCCGGCUGAAGUACGAGUCUCAGCUGCUAGGGUGGCUGAUGGUGGCGGGGAUGGCAGUGGUUCUGUUCCUCCUGCUGUGCAUGAAGCGCUGCUGCUCUCCCCUGGGCUACCAACAGGAGGCGUACUGGUCCCAGUUCCGCUCCAACGAGCACGACCUCUUCCAGCGCACGGCCGACGUGCACUCCCGUAUCCUGGCUGUUGAGAGUGUUAAGAGCUACUUUGGCUUCGUGGCCCUGGAGAAAGAGGAGAAACAGCAGCUGGAGGAGCACCAGAAUGCCAGCCCCAUCUCUAGUACAGAGUGGAACCGGAUCACUGGGAUCUGCUUGUACAGAGAGAAAAAGGGAUUGCCCCUCUAUAGCCGCCUCAACAAGUGGGCCCAGUACAGUGUGGAGAACAACAUAGACGCCAUGGAGAAAGAGAUGGACACUCUGAGCUGACUGGCACUGGACACCCCAGUGUUCUUCAGCCAUGAUCCUGGGAACCCACUGGGAGUGCAGCCUUUUGUUCCAGCCCAGCACUGACACAUUCAACUAAUUAACUUAAUAGUCAAGUCCUUGAUUAGUUGAAAGAAUCAGGUGUGUAAGCACAGGGCUGGAGCAAAAGUAUGUCCACCUGAUGUGUCCCCAGGACCAGGGUUAAAGAACACUGACCUAGGUAGAUUAGUCUUUUACUUGUAUUAUCCCACAUUUGUAUUUAUUACACCCUUCGGCUAGUGAUGGCACCUGAUAACUAUUGGAAGUAAAUUGGAAUGGACUCAAAAAUGGAUUGAACUAAUGUUCCCAACGUUACACUGUCAUUGUUCCCCAUUUACUUCUGCUCUCUUCCAGUUUUCACAUGGUUGUAAUGGUUGAUAAAGGACGAUAGUCCAAAGUA
Messenger RNA from Oncorhynchus gorbuscha (pink salmon), 1651 nucleotides. RefSeq names its product calcium homeostasis modulator family member 2, tandem duplicate 1 (gene calhm2.1). The record is from RefSeq and is a predicted model, not a curated record. Gene Ontology annotation, molecular function: monoatomic cation channel activity. The transcript is spliced from 3 exons. Bases 256 to 1215 code for a protein of 319 amino acids. NCBI's taxonomy places the organism in Eukaryota, Metazoa, Chordata, Actinopteri, Salmoniformes, Salmonidae.